Molecule: messenger RNA, 2100 nt
Organism: Stylophora pistillata
Lineage: Eukaryota; Metazoa; Cnidaria; Anthozoa; Scleractinia; Pocilloporidae
Source: RefSeq, a predicted model, not a curated record
AUGGUUCAAACCAACACGUUUCUGGAUCGAGGAUCGAAUACUACGUUUUGCACCAACAAGUUGAUAGAACGUCUGGGCACAACAGGUAGAAAGGCGACAUUGUCUUUAACUCCCACGAAUAGUGAUAAUGUUAAGAGUGAGAGUCUGGUGGUCAAUUUGGAAGUUUCCGAUCUACAGGGACGUAAUGUUGUUGAACUGUCUGAUCUUUUCUCGCGAGUUAAGCUUCCAGUCACACUUGAUGACAUUGCAGUUCAAAGUGAUGUGGAAAGGUGGUUAUACCUGAAGGAUAUCGACUUACCUUAUAUUGAUGCCGACGUCGAAUUGCUCAUAGGCAGCAAUGCGCCCAAAGCUCUUGAGCCUCAAGAAGUGCAGAGAAGUGAAGAUGGUGGCCCAUAUGCUGUGCGAACACUGCUAGGAUGGACCAUCAAUGGCCCACUUGGUAGGCCAAGUAAGUUAAGCCGUACUACAAACCGUAUUCAGUCUCAUGUUCUCUUGGACCAGCAGUUCGCGCGUUUCUGUGAAAUGGAAUUGAACGAUUCGCAGUUCAGCAUCGAGAAAGGAUUGUCACAAGAUGACAAGAGAGCCCUUACCAUGAUGGAAGAGUCUGCCGAAUUUCGCGAUGGUCAUUAUGAAAUUGCAUUUCCUUGGAAGGUCUUCCCUCCUCAUCUACCUAACAACAAGUUAGUCGCUGAACGUCGCCUUGGGUUGCUGAAGAAGAGACUGGUGCAGGAUCUGGAACUACACCGGGAGUAUUCUGUAUUUAUGGAUGACUUGUUUAACAAAGGUCAUGCACGAAAGGUUCCUGAAGAUCAGCGUGAUGGUUCGCCCGCAUGGUACUUACCUCAUCAUCCUGUCACUCAUCUGCAAAAACCCGACAAGGUCAGGGUGGUCUUCGACUGUGCGGCAAAGUUCCAGAAUGUCUCGCUCAAUCAACAAAUAUUGCAAGGACCCGAUUUAACCAACUCACUCACUGGAGUUCUGACAAGAUUUAGAGAACAGCCCAUAGCCAUUAUGGCUGACAUCGAGAAGAUGUUUUAUCAAGUACAAGUACCAACCGAGGAUAGCAGGUAUCUCCGUUUCCUGUGGUGGCCGGGUGGUGACACGGAUGAAGAGCUAGAAGAAUUUCAAAUGCUAGUUCACCUUUUCGGAGGUGUCUCGUCCCCUAGUUGUGCCAAUUACACACUGCAGAAAACAGCCGAUGACAAAGCAGAACACUUUGACAAAGACACCAUUCAAACAGUAAAAAGAAAUUUCUAUGUUGACGAUUGCUUGAAGUCUGUGGAAGAUAACCAACAAGCAAGUCAAUUGGUCAAUCAACUACGUCAGUUGCUGGCUAGAGGAGGUUUUCGUUUAAGAAAAUGGAUUUCAAAUGCAUAUGAUGUCAUUAAGUCAGUCCCCAUGUCUGAGAGAGCCGCAUCCGUCAAAGAGCUCGAUCUCGAGAGCUUGCCUGUAGAGCGUGCCCUCGGCAUUCAGUGGGAUGUCCAGUCAGAUACAUUCCGUUUCAAGAUUGUUGUGAAGGACCGACCCCCAACGAGGAGGGGUAUUCUCUCUGUCAUAAGCUCAAUUUAUGACCCUCUGGGAUUCAUUGCCCCGUUGAUUCUGCCUAAGAAAGCAAUUCUGCGUGAUCUGUGCCAGAAAGGAUUAGACUGGGAUGACAGAAUUCCACAUGAAGAUUUAGUGCGUUGGCAAGACUGGUUGAGGGAACUUCCUGAACUUGAACAGUUCGCCGUUGAACGUUGUUUAAAACCCAAGAACUUCGGCUGCAUAGUGUCCAGCCAAAUUCACAAUUUCUCCGAUGCAUCAAGUGAAGGAUAUGGUGCUGUUUCGUACCUUCGAGUCCUCAAUGAAGCUAAAAAUGUCCAUUGUGCCUUUUUGAUAGGGAAGUCACGACAAACGCCUCAGAAGUCAGUUACUAUCCCUCGCCUGGAGCUGUCAGCCGCUGUAGUUGCCACUAGAUUGAACAGGAUGAUGCAGCAUGAGCUGGAUGUUCCAGUGGAUGAAAGGUUGUUUUGGAGCGACAGUACAUGUGUUGAGCUAUAUCGUGAACAAGGAAAGGAGGUUCCAGACGUUCGUUGCGAACAGAAUUACAACAAUCCAUGA